AAACAUAAACUAAGUACUUGAAUUCACUUCACAGCCAAUGAUUUUCCAUAAGGGCAACAUUGAGUUCAUCCUAGAGUCCCUGGAAACAAGCUGCGACCAUGAUUAUGUGGAGUAUUUCCGCAAGGUGCCCAACUCAAAGUUGCUCUAUACUUUUCGAGUGGUUAAGUUGGCAUCUGCUUUCACCAUCGAUAUCAAUGUGAAAGUGAUUAAAACCCAGAGGGUUUUCUACAAGAUGGAAAACAUUAAGGGCUGUGAGUUUCUUAAUAACCCACUGUUGUUCAAAAUGUUUGGCGAGGUCUACAAUCACCUGGUGGUCAAUGGCAGCUACUUUAAGUGCCCCAUUAAGCCGAAGGUUUACUAUCUGAAGAAUGAGGGUACGGUGUCUAUAAUUCCAAGUAUUCAUCCACCUGGACGCUUUCAGCUGUCGAUGCGUGUGAAAAUGGCGGAAAGUCGUCGGCCGUUCGUUAUGGAAAUGUUGUGGAAGUAUAAAAUUGUGCGCAUCAAAUAA
Molecule: messenger RNA, 508 nt
Organism: Drosophila eugracilis
Lineage: Eukaryota; Metazoa; Arthropoda; Insecta; Diptera; Drosophilidae
Exons: 1
Coding region: 38-508 (156 amino acids)
Source: RefSeq, a predicted model, not a curated record